This is a messenger RNA of Effrenium voratum, 4180 nucleotides long. The record is from the annotation of a GenBank genome assembly. Lineage: Eukaryota; Dinophyceae; Suessiales; Symbiodiniaceae.
GCUUUGCUUACUGCUUUUGAAACUGCACUAUGACGGAUGCUCAGAUGGAGGAGGAUCCUGUAGAGGAGCCAGGCCAGGAAGCUGAAGAGGGAGGCAGGGGCAAAGGUGCGAGAAGCUUUUGGUGGGGCUGCAUGGUUCACAUUGGCACGGCCAGCGCCUGAAAGGAUGGCACGUGCCGGACGAGGAGAAGGAGGAGGCCGCAGGGGAGGCCUAUGAGACUGAAGAUCAGCACAUGGAUGAUCAGCCCCAGGAAGAGGUUGAGGAAGCAGAAAUGAAGGAGGAGGAGGAUAAGAAAGAGGAUGCGGCACAUGUAGAGAACGAAGAGAUGGAUGAAGAGCAGGAAGACGGCAGUGCCUGGUGGGCAUCCGACCAGAAGCAAGAGGGCAAGGACGAAGCUGCCGAAGGCGGCGACGCCGACGCCGGCGAUGCCGGCGAAGCCGGCGAAGCCGGCGAGGCCGGCGAGGCCGGCGAGGCCGGCGAGGCCGACGGUGAUGCGGACGCCGGCGCCAUUGACGACCCCAAUGUGGUGAAGAUAGAUGUGGGCUGGGAAGCAGCGGCCUGGCUCCGGGAGGACGAGGGCCGGCGGCUGCGGAAGCUCGAGCGCCUGGCGGGCGGCGAGGCUGAGGCCAGUGAGGAGGGCAUGCUGAAGAUGACGCCCAACAUCCUGCCGCUGGGCGCCUGUGGCACACCCCACUCUUGGUGCGAGCUUUGUGCCCGCGCACUGUGCGCCAUGCGAUCCGGCGAAGAGGUGGAGCUUACCGCUGGGCUGAUCGAGGCUGCUGAGGCGAGCGCCGACCUGGAGGGCCUGGGGGUGGCCAUCGUGGAGGUGCCCGGGUCCGUGGAGAAGAAGGCCAUCUCCGGCAAGGAGGGCGCCAAGCUGCUGGAGAUGUGCGAUGCGUCGGACAUCAUCGCUCUGUUCACUUGGACCCAGUCAGAGUCGCAGGACGCGCAAAGCGCGGAACCUCAGCGAUACGAAGCAGGCGACGCGGUCGAAGGCAAGUAUGGGGAAAGCUGGUUUGAUGCCGAAGUUGUUGAAGCUGCUGACGCAGGCAGCGACGUCAAGGUCAAGUGGGGCCAUGAUGGUUCUGAGGCUGACCUGGCCCAGUCUGAUGUGCGGCGGAAGGCAGUGGAGGAGGCAGAAGCCGCGCCCGAGGUGAAGGAGGGUGACAAGGUUGAAGCCAAAUAUGGUGAGAGCUGGUUCGAGGCGGAGGUCAUCAGCACCGAGAAUGACAAAGUCAAAAUCAAGUGGGGCUUCGAUGGCUCCGAGGAGGACGUGGACAGCAGCUCAGUGAAGCCCAAAGAGGCGCCGGCGCAGCUGAAGGAGGGCGACCAGGUCGAGGCAAAGUACGGUGACAGCUUUCACGCCGCAGAGGUGGUCUCCGUGACUGAGGACAAGAUCAAGGUCAAAUGGGGCCACGAUGGCAGCGAGGCGGAGCUGGACCCCCAGGAGGUGAAAGCCAAGGAGGCGGAGCCCCCGGCGCCGCCGGCCAAGCUGCUGCUAGUGGGGCUGCGCAGGCCGCGCCUGGAGGUGGAAGUCAAGGUGCUGAACCGCAUCGAAGCCAAGGCUCCUGGUCAUGUCGCUGCACUGGGAAGAGCUUGCGAGGAAGGCAUGGUCGGUCUGACCAUCAUGGACUUAAACCCUGGCGGGGACGGCAGCCUGGGGAAGCUCAUCGGCAAAGGCGGCGCCACGAAGCAGAAGACGGAGAGGAUCUGCGGUAGCAGCUUUGAGUUCAUGGGCAAGGACACUGAGACAAAGCAGGCCUUCAUUGUGGGCACUCCGGAUCAGCGGUCCAGGACGCAGGCGGUUUUGGAGCUGCUGCAAUCCGCCGUGGACUUCCGAGUCAAGGCCACAGAGCUGCCGCUGGCACUGAAGGACGUUGUCACCUCCCUGGUGGUGCCGGGAUCUGCCAGUGCAGCUGUCUCAGGCGACCUGCAGCUGCAUCCCAUCCAGGACAGCACUGAUUCCAUCAUUAUUGCUCUGGCGAACCCAGUGCAGCAGACAGUGCUGAAAAAGGAGUUUGCAAAGGACCAGAUUGUCGAGUGCAAGUUCAAGGGCGAGUGGUUGGAAGCCGCAAUACUGGACAUCAAGAGCUGGGCCGCCGAUUCAGAUGACGAGGAUGAGACUGACGGGCGGACCUUUGUGGUCAAAUUCCUGCGAGACGGGCAGGAAGCCUCUGUCCUGGCGAUGAACGUCCGAGAGCAGCUGGCUCCGGAGGAGGCCCAAGAACGUGAGCGGGCCAAAGGGCGGCGCCUGCUGGUGGUGGCCGCUGAUCCGGAGAAGCGCUUGGAGGCGGUGCUGCGGCUGGCGGCUAUGCUGGAGGCAGCCAGCCCGGGCGUUUUCAGCACUGGCGACCAUGUGCUGGAUACUGGAGAGAAGCUCGCGGUCAGCACGUGUCCAACCUCGACAAACGUGCAGGAGGACUUUGUGCGGCGGCUGAGUGUGGCGGCACAUUGCGCCAUGGUGCCAGUCGAGCAAACCAUGUACUUGGCGAGCACCUCGCCCGCUGACUGCGCACGCGCAGAGGCUUUUUUGAAGCCAUUCCUCGGCGAGAAGCCCGAUGCCACGCAGGUGGACGAAAUUGACGACUCGAUCACCAUCAACAUUGAAAAAGACAAAGAGAAGAAUCUGCCCCAGCGCGUGCUUGACGAAGUUUCAGACAAGCUGGGGGUCGUGGCCUUCUUUGACGAGGGCGCCACUCUCGCCGGUGUGGAGGACAGCGUUCGCUGCGCCAUCCUAUGCUGGGAUACAGAGAAGCAGGCCGCGGCGGUGUCCAUGAUCCAGGAGUUGAAGGAGGUGGAGCCCGCGGAGGAGUGGAAGGCUGAGGAGUGGAAGAAUGACGAGGAGUGGAAGGACGAGAAGCAAGACUGGCAAGAAGAUGACAAAAAGAGGAAAUGGGAGGAUGACAAAGACUGGAGCAGCGACAAGCACGCGAAGAAAGACUGGUCCGACGACAAAGGAUCUUGGGGCAAGGAGAAGGACAAAGGUUGGGAGAAGGAUAAGAAGUGGGGCUCCGAUUCGAAGUCCUGGGAUGACAAGGGGAAAGAUGACGGAAAGUCCUGGGAUCAAAAGAAGAAGUGGGGCCAGGAUGAUGGGCAGAAAGAUGACUGGAAGAAGAAGGAUGAUUGGAGCAACAAGGACGAUUGGAAACAGAAGGACCAGAAGGAUGAUUGGAAGAAGAAGGACGACUGGGGCCAAAAAGACGAUUGGAAACAGAAGGACCAGAAGAAGGAUGACUGGGGCCAAAAAGACGACUGGAAGAAGAAAAAGGACGACUGGGGCCAAAAAGACGAUUGGAAGCAGAAGGACCAGAAGAAGGAUGACUGGGGCCAGAAAGACGACUGGAAGAAGAAAGACGACUGGGGCCAGAAAGACGAUUGGAAGCAGAAGGACCAGAAGAAGGAUGACUGGGGCCAGAAAAAGAAAGACGACUGGGGCCAGAAAGAUGACUGGAAAAAGAAAGACGACUGGGGCCAAAAAGAACAGAAGAAGGAUGACUGGGGCCAAAAAGACGACUGGAAGAAGAAAGACGAGUGGGGCCAGAAAGAUGACUGGAAGAAGAAGGAUGACUGGAAGGCAGAUAAGCAACCAGCCUGGGGACAGAAGCAGGACUGGGGAAGCAAGGAGGAGAAGAAUGGGGGCUGGGGCAACGGCAAAAAGCAAGAGUCCUGGCAAGGUGCCAAGAGCGGUGGAGGCCAGAGCAAUGAUGGCGGGUGGGGCACCAGUUCCGCCAGCACAGGUUGGCAGAAGGAACAAAAGCGGAAGGAGAUGUGGAAUGGUCCAGAUCAUGAUGAUAGAGAUGCGAAGAAAUGGAAAACAGGCGCGCCUGCCCCGACCAGCGCCUACAACACCUUUGAAAAGAAGCCCGCCCCCUGGCAGCGAGCUGGAGGCGCCAGGAAUUUUGCCGCGGCGCCGCCGAAUCCGAAAGAAGUCCUUGACAGGAUGGGUGCGUGGCCCGAUUCAAUCGAUGAUUGGAAGCGUGUCCAAGACCAGGUCUGGGCAGGAGCUGCGCCUCUGGCGGACGGCUGGAUCCGUGUUUGGUCCAAGCGCCAUGAUUGCGAGUACUACCUGCGCCUGCAAGACAAUCAUGCAACCUUCGAGCUGGACGAAGUGUUCUAGGUUGCAGCUCUAAUUCCGUAAUUCCGUGCCUGCAUGGCACAGUUAGCCCGGGCGCGGCCAAAA